UGGCAACUUAGCGCGGGAGCACUUGCCACUAUAAUACGUGGGGGCACCGUUAAAGAGCCGGUAAUGCAGUUACUGGGCAGCACGAGAAUAACAGGACCAAGAGAGAGAUAUAAGCUUGUGGUUUCUGAUGGCUACCACUUGAACGAGUAUGCCUUGCUUGCAAGACAUUUGAAUGACAAGGUGACGUCUGGAGAGCUGUCGGUCUACUCCGUAGUCCGAAUGAACCACUUGUUUACAUCUAUGGUUCAAAAAUUAGGAAGGCCAGAAAUGAGUGUCAUCAUAAUCCUUGACCUGACAAUACUGGCAAAGGGUUUGGAGGUGGGAAGGAUUAUUGGCAAUCCUGUAGCCUUGCCAGAGGGUGGCUUCAGUACGGCAGCACUGCCUGCACCCACAGGGCCAGCAAUAACAUCUCUUGCAGAGUCCAGGAUACCAGCAAAUGGCAGUGUAGGAUCCACCCACACACCGCCGUUGCUACCUCAGAUGGGAAAUAACCCUACUGAACUUUCAGCUCCAGCUGACGAGCACAUAUUCCCACUUACUAGUUCCAGCUGGUACCAGAACGAGUCUACUGAGCUAGAAAUUGUACGCAUCAGCCAUGACAUCGGCUUAGAAAUAGACGCAAAAAGCGCACAGAUGCAGUGUGGCUUUGCUAAUUUUUUAAACAGGAAUGAAAGUUUCUUUGCUGAAAUGAUGAAAACAAUAGAUGAAGGUAUACAGAAAAGACAUGAAAGUCUGUUGACAUUAAGUGAAAAUACAGCUUCAUCAAAUCUCGUAACAAAACGACUUUCAUCCCUGAUCCAGAAUCAUUUGGCUGAAAAUGUUGCUUUAGCACAUCAGGCCCAGAGAUACAGAGCAACAGUUGAAACCUUCACUAGAACACAAUUAGAAACUCUGCAGCAGUUAAAACAUUUUCUCAACAUUCAACUUCAUAAAUUUAAAGAAGUUGAGAGAAUCCAGAGAGAACAUAUAAAACAGCUAGAAGCUAAAUUGAAACAACAAGAGGAGUUGCUCUCCAGAUUACGAACCCUACUUAAUGUGGCCACUGAGGAUGAGAAGUUGUUUGAUCAUGUAUCAGCAGAAAAUUAAAAUUAUCCUCGGAAAUGGGAAUGACAGUGAUGUGUUUAAGUUUAUAGAUUACGGAGCGGGACUCCAGUUUACAACAAUUAUUUGAAAUUGUUGAGAGAAUGCGGAAGAAUAUCAAGGGCCCUAAACAGUAAAUUCAUUUCAUUACAGGAGCUGGAUUCCAAUUUACAGAAAUUGAUUGGAAAAUCAGUUUCUGUAAACUGGAGUCCAGCUCCUGCAAUAAAAACAUUCAGCCGUGAUAAAUAUUUAUUUACAAAAAUCAAAUACCAACUUAACUAUGAUCAUUAU
Molecule: messenger RNA, 1371 nt
Organism: Schistocerca nitens (vagrant locust)
Lineage: Eukaryota; Metazoa; Arthropoda; Insecta; Orthoptera; Acrididae
Exons: 10
Coding region: 64-1086 (340 amino acids)
Biological process (GO): DNA replication
Cellular component (GO): nucleus
Molecular function (GO): DNA binding
Source: RefSeq, a predicted model, not a curated record